AUGUCUCAGCAUACGUCACGAUACACGCAAGCCAUCGCCCUCGCCGACCAAACUCUCGAGCUCUCCUCUGCCGGGCCCCUUUGCCCAGCUACGAAGGAGAAGGCCACGGACCUCAAGGAAUCUGCCCACGAAGGCCUAUUCCCAGACUCCAGAACAAACGAGCGCUACACCACAGACGACUAUCGCUGUGACGAUCUCAUCGCCGAGCUGUGCCAAAUCUUCCGCGAGCAUUAUGUCCUAAAGUACAUGGACUGUCAUGUGGACGACUUGCCAGUAGCGCUCCACAAGCUGUGCGGCGUUAGGAGUGAUAGUCACUGCGUGAAUUACAUCCGCACGCGAACGAAUCCAACCUGGGAUGAGCUACUGCGGGGAACGCAGGAGGAAGCAUUACUCAUGUCGAACUAUGAGUCCGCGCUGAGGGAGUGUGAGCACACCAUCAAAAGGAUCGCACACCUGUUCUGCGAAGAUGGAUGGACUGACAGAGAGUACGGACAAGAGCGUGCUGACUUCCUCCAAAUCCUCAAGGAAAACACGCCCAGCGGGCGCAGGCAAAGGUACUUCAACCGCUACACGGACAAGCUCUUGCGUGAAGAGUACAACGCAAUGGCCGGCCACCUCCGCCGCGACAGGAACCUUCUCACGACAAGGCUGCACCGCGCGGAAGACGCGAGCUUGCCGUCUAUUUUAAGCGACGCGGUCAAUAAGAAGGAGAAGUCCCUGUUCUUGGUGAAUAAGUACAUAUUCAAUGGUUACGAUGACCCGUUCUGGAGAGUGUACCCGACAAAGGAGGCUGUGGAGAUGAGCGUGUUCCAGGAUUACUGGGAGCAGAGGCCCAGACGUCGCACUGACGGUGAAGAUGACCCCUUUGGCAUACCUGAUAUGGGUCUCGGGCCAUUUAGCUGGUGA
Molecule: messenger RNA, 906 nt
Organism: Colletotrichum chrysophilum
Lineage: Eukaryota; Fungi; Ascomycota; Sordariomycetes; Glomerellales; Glomerellaceae
Exons: 4
Coding region: 1-906 (301 amino acids)
Source: RefSeq, a predicted model, not a curated record